UGUGCAUCCUUUGCUCGACGCCACCACUGCUGGAGAGCUUCUCUGCUCCGCAAAGGCGAGGCAGAGCAAGAUAAGACCAGCUGCCCGAAGCCUGUUUCCCCGGAACGGGCUGGGAGCUGCUAUCGGAGACCAGGGUGUCAUCACACGUGCGUGGCAGGCUAGACUGGGGGCUGCGCGCCGGAGCCCGGGCAGACAGCGCAGGGCUCCCGCAAGAGGCGGCGCCGCUUCCCCGGCCGGCGCGCGCGGAGCCCGGAGCGAUGUCCCGCGCAGCCCCCGCGCUCCUGGCGCUGCUGCUGCCGCUGCUGCCCGCAGCUCGCGGAGAUUGUGGACUCCCACCCACAUUAAGUUUUGCUGAGCUAGUCACAAGUUUGGAUUCCUAUCGCAAUGGGACUGAAGUGACCUAUCGCUGUCGGCCAGGUUUCAUUCGUGUUGGUGGAAAGUCUCCUGUCAUUACUUGUCAAGAUAACUCUACCUGGUCACAACACUCUGAGUUUUGUGUGGCAAAACAGUGCCCAGCUCCAGACAUACCGAAUGGUCGGCCUAUUGUAACUGAUCUCCGGUUGGGUGCGAGAGUCAACUUUACCUGUUCUGCCGGGUACAGAUUAAUUGGCAGCCAUUCUCUUCGAUGUGUGCUCGAUGUCGGAAGCAAUGUUCGUUGGGAUGGCGAGUUUCCCUCCUGUGAAAUUCAAUGUGGGCCUCCGCCAACUAUCAAGGGAGCCAAGCUCAGUCAUUCUGGUCUCUCAGAGAGCUUCCCCAUUGGCACAAAGGUCACCUACGAAUGCCUGCAGGGUUUUCUUAAAAUCCCGGAUAGGUCAGACUCCAUAGUGUGCCUGCCCAGCCUUGAGUGGUCAAACCUGCCGGAGUUGUGUGGCCGUAGCUGUCCUGCCCCAAGAGGCUUAUCAUUUGGUAAACUAUCAGAAGAGGAUGGGAAGAGGAGCUUCUAUGGCGUGGGGACCACUGUCCGUUAUGUCUGUCGCGACGGGUAUGACAGGGUCCCAGGACAGGAUUCAACCAGGACUUGUCUUGAAGAUUUCACAUGGUCAAACCCACCGGAGUUUUGUACCAAGAAAUCCUGUGGAGUUCCUGAAUCACCGGAGCACGGCAGAGUUGCUGAUACAACACGGACCCUGUAUCUUGACACAGUACACAUAGUGUGUGAUGAGGGGUAUCGGUUAUCUGGGAAACACAUCACGUGCAGGCUGAAAGGAAAGGACGUCGCAUGGAGCCAACUCCCUACUUGCGAAGAGGUGAAGUGUCCAGCCCCGGUGGUUCCACAUGGGAAAAAAAAGUCUGGAUCAGUCGCUGUCUAUUCCUAUGGAGAGACAACAAUAGUUGAGUGCAAUCCUGGCUACUCCCUGAGGGGAGAUGGUGAUGGUGUGAUUCAAUGCGCAGAGGAUAACACCUGGAAGCCUUCUGUGCCAGUCUGUGACCCAGUCCAAUGUGAGCCUCCGCCAACUAUCAGGGGAGCCAAGCCGAGCCAUUCUGAUCACUCUGAGAGCUUCCCCGUUGGCAUGAGAGUGACCUACAAAUGCCAGGAGGGUUUUCAUAAAAUCCCAGAUAAGUCAAACAUCAUAGAGUGCCUGCCCAGCCUUGAGUGGACAAAGCUGCCAGAGUUGUGUGGCCGUGAUUGUGCACCCCCUCCCAGAUUCAGUUUUGCUGAGCUAGUCACAAGUUUGGAUUCCUAUCGCAUUGGGACUGAAGUGACCUAUCGCUGUCGGCCAGGUUUCAUUCGUGUUGGUGGAAAGUCUCCUGUCAUUACUUGUCAAGAUAACUCUACCUGGUCACAACACUCCGAGUUUUGUGUGGCAAAACAGUGCCCAGCUCCAGACAUACCGAAUGGUCGGCCUAUUGUAACUGAUCUCCGGUUGGGUGCGAGAGUCAACUUUACCUGUUCUGCCGGGUACAGAUUAAUUGGCAGCCAUUCUCUCCGAUGUGUGCUCGAUGUCGGAAGCAAUGUUCAUUGGGAUGGCGAGUUUCCCUCCUGUGAAAAAAUCCUUUGUUUGCCACCCCCUGAAGUCGCCAAUGGAGCCCAUUCUGGUGAGGGGGAAGGCUAUGUCUUUGGCUCUUCAGUGACUUAUACAUGCAAGAGUGGUUUCAGUCUGGUUGGAGAGGCCUCCAUUCACUGUACCACAGAAGAUAACCUCCACGGUGUCUGGAGCCCUGCCCCUCAGUGUAAAGAGGUGAAGUGUCCAGUCCCGGUGGUUCCACAUGGGAAAAAAAAGUCUGGAUCAGUCGCUGUCUAUUCCUAUGGAGACACAAUAAUAUUUGAGUGCAAUCCUGGCUACUUGCUGAGGGGAGGUGGCGAUGGUGUGAUUCAAUGCGCAGAGGAUAACACCUGGAAGCCUUCUGUGCCAAUCUGUGACCCAGUCCAAUGUGGGCCUCUGCCAACUAUCAGGGGAGCCAAGCCAAGCGCUUCUUAUCUCUCUGAGAGCUUCCCGGUUGGCACAAGGCUCACCUACGUAUGCUUGGAAGGUUUUCUUAAAAUCCUGGAUAGGUCAGACACCGUAGAGUGCCUGCCCAGCCUCGAGUGGACAGAGCUGCCAGUGUUGUGUGGCCGUAGCUGUCCUGCCCCAAGUGGCUUACCAUUUGGUAAACUAUCAGAAGAGGAUGGGAAGAGGAGCUUCUAUGCCGUGGGGACCACUGUCCGUUAUGUCUGUUGCAAAGGGUAUUAUAGGGUCCCAGGACAGGAUUCAACCAGGACUUGUCUUGAAGAUUUCACAUGGUCAAACCCACCAGAGUUUUGUACCAGGCUGGUGGCAAAUUCAAGAGAAGAGGCAGCUCUAUAUAAACCGGGGAAUGCAUAUAAAAUGGCUUUUGGUGUUCUAGCACCAGUCGUGGUGGGUUAUUUUGUUUGCAUUCCAGCUGGAGCUAUAUACCAGAAUAAGAAAAAGGGUUCUUAUGAUAUAAGACAAAACACCACAACAGAUCCACGUAAAGGAGACUCUAAUUUCUGGAUGAGAAAAACAAAUGACACCUUGAAUUAAAAAUCUGGUGACAGUAGGAUGGCUUUCUGAUUAUAAAUACCACCACAAGACAGGGUAAAUUGUAAACUGUUCAAAAUGAAUAGAGAAUAAAGCUAUUUCCAUGGGUUCUUGUUUCUUCAAAGUACUACUACUUUGUCGUAAACACUACAUGCUAUUGUUUCAUUAUCCUCUAACACACUAACUUUUGUGUGUUUCUGCAGCCGUAACAGGCUUACACUCUUUGUGUACUUUUUUUAGCUACAAGAACAGGUAUUUGUGUACAGACAUUUACUUCUAUUUCAGUACUUCUCUCCUGUAUAUUUUUUACAGCAUCCAUUUCUGAAGUUUCUGAGCUGCUUCAGUGGUGCAUGUCAUGUUUUCCUCACUGUUCCCACCAGGGACAGGCAUGUUUAGUGGAGGAUCUUGAUUUUUGGGGUUGGGACGCUAUGCCAUAUCUUAAAAUGUGUAUGUUGUGCCCAUAUUAAAAAAGCAGAGUCAAAGAAACAGACCUUGCACUUGGAACGGGAAGUGGGAAGGAUUGUGAUGGUCCCUACUGGUGCGGGAGGUAAUUCUGUGGCCAUUGACUUGUUGAAAAAGGCUCUGUCUGCCACACUGAGACCUCUGCUGUGCCAAGGGAAUGUGAGUCACCCACAAUCUUAGGCUGAAUACUGUGCUGUCCUUUGUAUCAUUAAAAAUUUGCUCACAGAACUAAGAAUCUAAAAAAAAUAUCAUGUCCUGGGAUCUUCUCUCACCUUCCCCUGUAAUGAUUUUCUAUGAUCUUUGAAAGCUAGGUAGGACUGAGAGUUAGACAGACAAGGUUCUAUGGGAAAAAGAGAUCUUCUAUUUAAUUAUUUACACGCCCAUAAUUAUUUACCCAUCUUUCUUUUAUAGGAGAAACGGGGUUUCCUGCAUGGUGUAAUUCUUGAUUACUUAGCCCUUGGAAAUCUUAACGUCUGUCAUGGUUUGUCCUUGAGCUUACUCACUCUGCUUAUUAAACAGCCUUAGAUGUCUAGCAUCUCUGCUGUGUACUUCUUCCUUCUUCUUUCUGUUUUUUUAGAGAUUUACAACUAAAAGGAAAUUCCAUGACCUCUGUUUUCACCCAAAACUAGAUUUGAAAAAUACAUCUAUUUCAUGGUAUCUCUAUGAUUUUUUUUAAAGUAAUGUUUUCAGUUAAAAGGUUAAGUUAUGGAUUUUUAAUGAAAAAUGAGCACUUGUUCCACAAGUAGCAAUAGUCCAGUAAAUGGAAAGUUUUAAAUGUUCAUUUAGAUUAAUAUCAAAAGAUGCAAGACUGGAGGAGUAUGUAUCUGCUUCAUUUUAACUGUUUAUCUCCCUUUUGUAGGGAUUGUCUGAUUUGUGGCUGAAUGUCUCCAGAUUAUCUCUGAUUUACCAAUUAGGACACAUAAAAUUGGCAGAAAAGCGUGGAAAAGCUUACUGAAUCUGUCUAGAGAAGUGAGAUCUCUUUAAGGCUACUGCUGGUACUUGCACUAUAAGUUCUUUCCCCCUUUUAAAGGGAUUACAGUACGGCUCCUCUGCAUACAAGAACAGCAGAAAGACAAGACUUGGAUGGCCCUUCUUGCCUUCGAAAACGGGACCUUGGGACAAGGGAGGGGGCGUGCAGCCUCCAAACUGACUUGCUGGUCACAUGUAGGUAGGCACGGUCACAGUGCCAAAUGCUUUUCCCUAGUGAAAUCACUAGCCAGCCGGAUGUGGCGUGAUGUGAACCGAGCUGUGGUUUUAGUUGUAUGGACAGAAAUAGCCUAUUCAGCUGCCCAUUGACAGGUUUCCAUUUUUACGUUCUUUAAUGCAUUUAAGGACACCAAAGAAACCUGUGUGGAACAUUUUCAAUCCUUGCUCUAUUUUGCUUGAAUGCACACUUCACUUCUCUCUUUUGUAUAUAACUUUCAAGUUACACUCUUCAAAAACAUUGGCCUUUUGUUCCCUAGCACUGAUUUUUGUCACAAACUUGCGAUAUAGUGUUACUCCCAAAGGUGAAAAAUAAGAGAAAAGUGUGUAACUUUACAUGGGAGUCCCAAAGGUUUGAAGAUGAGUAUAACUGAAUUCUAUUUUUUUUGUUCUCUCAGGGAAAGAAAAAAAAUGUUCUUAGAAAAUAAAAAACUGGUUUCAUUAUUAACUAUCCUUUCUUUAUAAAAGAUAACUAAUCAAAUUACAAGUGGCCUCCAGAAAAAGUGAUUCGGUGCCUUAAUUAUUUUUGUAGUUUCCAUAUUCAAAAACAUCUUGCAGAUCUUAAACUUUUUUUUAAGCCAGGAAAUGUUUCUCUGCUGCAUAAAUGGGGGAUUCAUAUUCUGCAUGAGCACUUUCUCAUAUAUAAAGAGAAAGGUAUAAAGAGCAUUUACCCUUUUAAAAAAAAAACCUGUAAGCUGCAUGGCUUAGCAAGAGGAACACAUCUUUUGCUGUGUGGAGCAAUGGUGACGGAAGGAAUGUGUAACAUUUACGGUGUUUUAAUGAAUGUAUUUUUCUUUAAAUAAAGAAAUCCUCAAUUAAA
Molecule: messenger RNA, 5466 nt
Organism: Alligator mississippiensis (American alligator)
Lineage: Eukaryota; Metazoa; Chordata; Crocodylia; Alligatoridae
Product: complement component receptor 1-like protein
Exons: 21
Coding region: 258-2984 (908 amino acids)
Biological process (GO): negative regulation of complement activation, classical pathway
Source: RefSeq, a predicted model, not a curated record